GGUCAAACACUAGAGAUGGAGCCUCUGAAGAGACAUGGAGGCAUGUGGAAAACUGAGGCUGCUAUUAAAAACUUCAGUCCCUACUACAGUCGGCAGUACUCCGUGGCUUUCUGCAACCAUGUGCGCAGUGAAGUUGAACAACAAAGAGACCUAACGUCACACUUUCUGAAGACCAAGCCACCACUGGAACCCGGAACUGUGUUAUAUGAAGCAGAGCUCUCACAGUUUGCAGAAGACAUAAAGAAAUGGAAGGACAGAUACGUUGUGGUUAAAAAUGAUUUUUCUGUGGAAAGCUAUGAGAACAAAGAGGCCUAUCAAAAAGGAGCUGCUCCUAAAAGCCGAAUUCUUCCAGCUGGCGGCAAGGUGUUAACCUCAGAAGAUGAAUAUAAUCUAUUAUCUGAUAAGCAUUUCCCAGAUCCCAUUGCCUCCAGUGAGAAGGAAAAUUCUCAGCCUUUUGUGGUCCUGCCCAAGGCGUUCCCGGUGUACCUGUGGCUGCCCUUCCUGAGACAUGGCUACUUCUGCUUCCAGGAGGCCGCUGACCAGAAGAGGUUCAGCACGCUCUUGAGCGACUGCAUCAGGCACUUGAAUCACGAUUACAUGAAGCAGACGACAUUUGAAGCCCAAGCGUUUUUAGAAGCUGUGCAAUUCUUCCGACAGGAGAAGGGUCAUUAUGGCUCAUGGGAAAUGAUCACUGGAGAUGAAAUCCAGGUCCUGAGUAACUUGGUGAUGGAGGAGCUCCUGCCAACCCUUCAGACAGACCUGCUGCCUAAAAUGAAGGGCAAGAAAAAUGACAGGAAGAGGGCUUGGUUUGGGCUCCUGGAAGAAGCCUACAACCUGGUUCAGCACCAAGUCUCAGAAGGAUUAAGUGCCUUGAAGGAGGAAUGCAGAACCCUGACAAAGGGCCUGGAAGGAACAAUUCGUUCAGACAUGGAUCAGAUUGUGAACUCAAAGAACUUUUUAAUUGGAAAGAUCAAAGCAAUGGUGGCUCAGCCAGCAGAGAAAACCUGUGGGGAAAGUGUGCAACCAUUCUUGGCAUCCAUUCUGGAAGAGCUCAUGGGGCCCGUGAGCUCUGGGUUCAGUGAAGUACGCUCACUUUUUGAAAAAGAAGUGGAUGAACUCAGCCAGAGCUUUCAGACCACCAAGGACAGCACCCAGCUAAAGGAGCAUCUAGACCAGCUUAUGCAUCUGCCGCUAGAUUCCGUGAAGAUGGAACCUUGCUACACGAAGGUCAACCUGCUCGAAGAGCACCUGCAGGAUCUCAGGAGCCGCUUCAGAUUCCCACACGUCGACCUGGUGGUCCAGAGAACCCAGAACUACAUGCAGGAGCUGAUGGAGAACGCGGUGUUCACCUUUGAGCAGUUGCUCUUCCCACACCUCCAAGGAGAGGCCUCCAGAACUGCUGCCGCCAUUGAGAAGGUGAAGCUCCGAGUCCUCAAGCAAUAUGAUUAUGACAGCAGUACUGUCCGGAAGAAGAUCUUUCAGGAGGCACUGGUUCAAAUCACGCUUCCCACUAUGCAGAAGGCACUGGCGUCCACGUGCAAACCAGAGCUUCAGAAGUAUGAGCAGUUCAUCUUUGCAGAUCAUACCAAUAUGAUCCACGUUGAAAAUGUGUAUGAAGAGAUUUUACAUCAGAUUCUUCUUGACGAGACUCUGAAAGUGAUAAAGGAGGCCGCGAUCUUGAAGAAACAUAACUUAUUUGAAGACAACUUGGCCUUGCCUAGUGAAAGUGUGUCCAGCUUAACAGAUCUAAAACCCAGCAUUGGAUCACACCAGGCCAGCCCUGCCAGGACGGUGUCUGCCGUUCUGCCUGGAGCUCUAGAGAGUGAGACCCCAAGUAAUGAAGUGUUCCAGGAGCCGGAGGAAAAGCAGCAGCCUGAGGAUCCCAGUUUACUGGCCAAACAAGAAAGUCUUUCUCUCCCUGAGCCCAGCUCGGCCCUAGCUGGGGAUGAGCAGGUGACUAUCUCAAGCACAGAUGACCCUGCUAUGACUCCUGUGGCCGCCGAGGACAUGGAAGAACCCCUGGGCGUGUGCUCAUCAGAGUCAGAAUUGGGAGGGACUGCUGAGGACAAGGAGCCUGCCCAUGAAAAGCCAGAACCCACUUCGGCCUCACAGUCCUUGAAGGAGCUCAGAGAGUUGGUGACGGUGACCGUGGAAGUGCCGGUGGAGUGUGCUGUGGGGGUUGAAAAAGACGCAGACAAGGAGACACUGAUUCUCCAAGAAAAUGAAAAAGAAGAGGAGAAAACCCAAAUCAACACAGAGGCCAGUCAGGCAGCUGCCCCCCAGGAGGACAGUCAUGAGGAAAGUGAAGGCAGUGAGAGGGAAGCGCAUUCUCCUCCUCCAGAGGCUGAGGCUCCUGAGGUGGACUUGGGGGCAUUUCCUGAGGUGAGUGGCCCUGCUCCUCAGCCGGCCUGUGGCGAGCUCAUCGGAGACCUCACCAAAGACCUCACCGAGGACACCAGCUGCCCGGACCCUACUGCAAAGCCAACAGAGGCUACAGAAUCUUGUGAGCAGGAGCUUGCAGUGAGGGCUGCCGCUCUGGAUGCCCAUGAAGGAGAUGAGGCCCCGGCUAGUGCUGUAGAGGGCCAGGCCAUGUGUCAAGAAGGUGGCACUGUCCAUUCUGACCCCAUCUGCGCUGGGGAGAGCCAGGUUCUCGAGGAACAAGAAGCAGUGGGAGGGGGAAGUGUCGCGGCCCCAGCUGUGACCAGCGAGGAUACGGAGGCUGUGCGGCCUGCCCCUGUUCAUGAGUGUCAGUGGGUGGCUGAGAGUGCUCCAAACACAGAUGCCCCAGAUUCACUUCAAGAUGAUGUGAAGGAGGGAGGAAGCUGCCAGGAGAGCCUCCCAGAGCAGCCCUCGGAGGAGUGAGAGGCAGCGUGGCAAGUCUUUCUUUGAACAAAGUCAAAGGGUUACACUUAUGGGUAUAUGUGGGAGUUGCAUGUGAUUUACCUGAAAAACAAAUUAUGAAGUAUUUCUUUAACCUGAAUAAUGAAGCCAGAGAAAAUGCACACAGGCUAUGAGCACAGAGGCCAACCUUUGUGGAACUGAACUGCCUUACCAUCCCUUAUUGCUUUAGCAUUUUCAUAGGAGUCACAAAGGCACUGGAGUGUUGGGCUGACACGGAGCCGGCGGGGCCCAGGAGAGGCGGCGGUACUGCAACAGAGACUGAAACAGCAGGAGCACAGUUCUCGAGAUUCCACACUUUUCAGUGGUGCGAUUUUCUGCUGCACUUUAAGGCUUUUUAACUUUUUGUAAGAAUGCAAAUGUAUCCUGUAAUUUCUGCCUCACCAUUCACUCUGUCAGCUUCCUGGCCUCUUAGGGACUCAGCAUCUGUGCCUAGUCGGGCUGCAAGAAGGGGACGGUCAUGAGAACCGGUCACCCCUGACAUGUGCAGCCUGCAGAACCAUUCGUACCCGGUGGAGGUCUCCGAAGGGAGAAAGGCUGUGGUCUAUGGGACUGUUACUGAUUCUGCUAUCAACUUCUUGUUAACUGAUUGUGCUGAUUUUUAUCAGUUAAUCACCUUUGAAGGAAAUUAUAUUGGCAAGCAUAAGCCUGAAAGCAUUCCAAAUUAGCCUUAGACUAUGCAAAGAGCUCAGCUAAGUUAUCAAGCUUAACGCCUACUAAUUAAACAAACAUUAUUUGAAUAGCUUCUGCAUGCCACACACUGUGUGAGAUGUAAUAAUAAAGAAAAAAGAAAAAGUGAUUUGUCUUGGAUAAAUUUAAAGGCCCAUAAGGAUUAGAAGAAGAAAUGGUGCCAAUUUUGGAACCAAUUUUCCCACUCAAUUCGUGGGAAAUCAUGCCAGUUUUCCCACUCAAAACAGUCCUGGUUUGUUCUCAGAUGGGGAAUGAAUGAAUGAAUGAAUAAAAGCAUGAAUACAAAAGCCAAGGCAUAGGUCACCAACUUCCAAAUGUCACCAAAAUUAGAAAUCAUUGGUUGGUUGUUCAGCAAAUUAAGUGAAUCCCUGUUAGGUCUCAGCCACUGGUGAUACCCUGAAUGAGAAGGUCACUGUUCUUUUCUUUCUGAAAGGAAACAGAAAGAAAUGUUUCUUCUAAAUGGAUAGUAAAAUGUAACUGUUAAUGUUAAAAACGGAAUGGACUUACUUGCACAAAUCUACAAAAAAGAUUGUUCUUUAGAAAAACACCAGAUUAUUCUCUGAGACUUUCAGCUCCAGGUACUAUAUCUUGAAGUUUCCUUUCACAAAUUUUAGUAUGACAUUCCAACAUACUAUGUACGAGCUUGUUUUGAUUAUCACUACCAAACAUACGUAUAUUAGUUCUUUAGAGAAUCUGUUCCACAGUUCAACCAUUUAACCAGGAAAUAAAAUAUUUCCUUCGAUGGUCUUCCCAUGAAGAAUUUCUUGUGUAGCUAAAUCAUAGAGGAUUAAUAAUAAUCAGUAUCAGCAUAGUUUCAUAUUGAAUUACCUCAACUUUUCUUAGUGUUUAGACCCUGAGAUGUAUGAAGGAUCCCAUCACAAUUAAGGAAGGUAGAGAUCAUUUCUCCCUUGGUCCCUGCUUACUCAUAUCCUGGCAUUUACCCUGGUGUAUUGAAAUUAUAGCCAGGGAUAUAGCUCAGAGGUGCAAGCGCCUGCCUGAAAUUAUGUUUACUUCCUGACUCUCCUAGAAGCUCCUUUCUUCAAGCACUAAAAUUCAGGUUUAGUCAUUUGUGUUUCCUGCUAAAACGCUACAUCCUAAAUCAUGGCUUCCUGCAUGUCAAGUAACUUUAAUAUCCCUGGUGUGCAGCUCUGGAACUGGCGCACAGGUGCUCAGGAACUGCAGGAACUGAACACCCAGCGCGCUGCUCUGCGAGGGCUGUCUGGGGCUUGCUGUUAGGCAGGGAGAUGUUUUCCUUCGGGCUUCCUGCCCAUGUUGUCUUCCCUUAAAAAAAGUCCAGAGUCCAAAAGGCAGAUGGCCAGAUGGCCAGAAGCACUGCCCAGCAAGGCAAGGAGCUGAAGAAGCAGUGCUCAGCCCCAGUUCUCUCUCGCUGGGAGAACUGUGGAUACAUGGAGCCCCAGCUCCGGCCCACCCUUCUCCAGAGCCUCCCAGCCUCCCUUCUGUGCUCACCUCAGUGCUUCUUGUGGACCUCUUGGAAAGCUAGGAGACUUUCCAAUCCUAAGAGAGUUCAUUUCAGCGCAUUAGAUGAAUGAAUGUUGGUACCUUUCCUUUAUCCAUUCUGAAACGAGGCACUAGAUACCAGAACAUAUUGGAAAACACAAUCAAAGACUUGCUGUACGUAUUUCACAAAGACAAGUUCUUUCACAUGAGCAGGACUAUUGUUACAUUUGAAAAGGGAGUAUGAAACAGGUGCGCGAAAUCUUCCGUGUGUUACUGUGUUGAAGGGGUCACUUCAUGUUAUCAGGCCUUUUCCUUCCUUCUCAUACGGAUGUGUGUGUGCUGCUUUGAUGGUUUCCGGGUGGGAGCGAGGUCAUUAUGAUUUGAAGGAGCAGCAUGGAAAGUCUCAGUGCUCUGCUCCAGGGAUCUCUGCUAUGGGCAAAGUCUGUAGAAAUGUGUAAAACCUCAAGAUGUGGUCCUUGGGAAAAAGCCCAUGACUUUAUACCAGGUAUGCUAUUACUGACCUUUCACAAAGAAAGAGUAUUUUCCUUGAAAAAAUGGCUUGUGGAUUUUUCCUGUUUCACUUGGAGCAGACAGUAGCGCUUUGCAUUAUGCACAGUAAAUUCUUUUGUUUUUUAAAGUGUUUUGGAGAUUGAGGGUAAGAUUCCAUUUUAUCCAAAACCUUUAUUAAAGAGGCUGUAUGUGAGAACUGGAGAUCUUUAGUGAGAUACUCUGCAUUUAAUUGAAGGACUCACAAGUCUGGAUUUAUAGUUCUCCCAAUGAGAACCAGUGAUUUCAGAGGGUUUUUAACCAUCCUUCCAGGUAAAAAGUGAUUAUAAUUCAUUAGAAGCACUGCUCCAUGGGCGGUGGUUGUGGCUCAGUAUUAGAGCACUUACCAAGCACAAACAAAUUCUUGGGUUCAGGCGGGCACCACAAAAAAAGUGUUCAGUGAUAUGAGCUCCAUGACAAUUUUAGUAUGGGGAACAGAAGAACAUCCCUGACUCAAAAAGUAAUAGCUUCCCUAGGUGCAAACGUUGGGGGGUAACCCACUCAGGCCCCCUUCUGUCCCUCUCUUGGACAGAAGCUUUCUUUUCUUUCCCUCAAAUAUAUUCUGCUCUUAAAAAAGAAAAUAUUGGUAACAUGUGCCUUUCUACUUUGUCAUUAACAGAUAGGCUUGGAGGUUUGCUUUCUGAAGUCUGCAACUUUAAGAUUAAAAAAAAAUCUACACUGUGGUUUUACUUUUAUGGUCACUGUAUACAGCAAAUAAACUUAAAACACUUAAAACACUUGUAACCAUGUAUUUACUCUGCCAAGUGCCUAUAUUCCAAUAAAGUGCUCAUCCUUGAA
Chinchilla lanigera (long-tailed chinchilla) is the source of this 6390-nucleotide messenger RNA. It is a transcript of the gene Niban1, whose product is annotated as family with sequence similarity 129, member A. The transcript has 14 exons. Lineage: Eukaryota; Metazoa; Chordata; Mammalia; Rodentia; Chinchillidae. The record is from RefSeq and is a predicted model, not a curated record. The coding region runs from base 16 to 2862 and encodes 948 amino acids.